AUGGGGACAGGACCGGGCGUCUCCGGGCGCCGAGCGGCAGCCAGGCCCAGCUCCGAGCUGCCUUCCCCAGAUUCCCAGUCCCUCUGGGUCGGGGGUCAUGACCGCAGCAGCGAGAGCCAGGUAUGCCAUCAUGCCGACUGCCAGCAGCUGCACCACCGGGGGCCUCUGAACCUGUGUGAGACCUGUGACAGCAAGUUCCACAACACCACGCAUUAUGACGGGCAUGUCCGAUUUGACCUGCCCCCGCAAGGUUCCGUCCUGGCCCGGAAUGUUUCCACACGGUCCUGCCCUCCACGAACCAGCCCUGCUGGGGACCUGGAGGAAGAAGACGAAGGUUAUACCAAUGGAAAAGGGGACCGGAAGAGCGCCGGCCUAAAGAUCUCUAAGAAGAAAGCAAGGAGGAGGCACACGGAUGACCCAAGCAAGGAGUGCUUCACCUUGAAAUUUGACCUGAACGUGGACAUUGAAACAGAAAUCGUGCCGGCCAUGAAGAAGAAGUCACUGGGGGAGGUGUUGCUGCCUGUGUUUGAGAGGAAGGGCAUAGCAUUGGGCAAAGUGGACAUCUACCUGGAUCAGUCCAACACACCCCUGUCCCUCACCUUCGAGGCCUACAGGUUUGGGGGACACUACCUGCGGGUCAAAGCCAAGCCGGGGGACGAGAGCAAGGUGGAGCAGGGAGUGAAGGAUUCCAAGUCCCUCAGUUUGCCAGCCCUGAGGCCCAGUGGGGCUGGGACCCCUGUGUUGGAACGUGUGGACCCUCAGAGCCGUCGAGAGAGCAGUCUGGACAUCUUGGCUCCUGGCCGCCGCCGUAAGAACAUGUCUGAGUUCCUGGGGGAUACCAGCAUCCCUGGGCAGGAGUCCCCCGCACCUUCCAGCUGUUCUCUGCCCGUUGGCAGUAGCAUUGGCAGCAGCGGCAGCAGCGAGAGCUGGAAGAACCGGGCGGCCAGUCGCUUCAGUGGUUUCUUCAGCUCCAGCCCCAGCACCGGUGCCUUUGGUCGGGAGGUAGAUAAGAUGGAGCAGCUGGAAAGCAAGCUACAUGCCUACAGUCUCUUUGGGCUACCCCGGAUGCCCAGGAGGCUGCGCUUUGACCAUGACUCCUGGGAGGAAGAGGAAGACGAUGAUGAUGAGGAAGAUCAUUCAGGCUUGAGGCUGGAGGACAGCUGGAGGGAGCUCAUUGACGGCCAUGAGAAGCUGACCCGUCGGCAGUGCCACCAGCAGGAGGCGGUGUGGGAGCUCCUGCACACAGAAGUCUCCUACAUCCGGAAACUCCGUGUGAUCACUAACCUGUUCCUGUGUUGUCUUCUUAACCUGCAAGAGUCGGGGCUCCUGUGUGAGGUGGAGGCUGAACGCUUGUUCAGCAACAUCCCUGAGCUCGCCCGGCUGCACCGCGGCCUGUGGAGCAGCGUGAUGGUGCCGGUGCUGGAGAAAGCGCGGCGGACGCGGGCGCUGCUGCAGCCCGGCGACUUUCUCAAAGGCUUCAAGAUGUUCGGCUCACUCUUCAAGCCGUACAUCCGAUACUGUAUGGAGGAGGAAGGCUGCAUGGAGUACAUGCGCAGCUUGCUGCGGGACAAUGAUCUGUUCCGCGCGUACGUCACGUGGGCGGAGAAACACCAACAGUGCCAGCGGCUGAAGCUGAGCGACAUGCUGGCCAAGCCCCACCAGCGGCUCACCAAAUACCCACUGCUGCUCAAGUCCGUGCUGAGGAAGACGGAUGAGCCCCGCACCAAGGAAGCCAUCAUCACCAUGAUCAGCUCUGUAGAACGCUUCAUACACCACGUGAACACGUGCAUGCGGCAGCGGCAGGAGCGGCAGCGCCUGGCGGGGGUGGUGAGCCGCAUUGAUGCCUACGAAGUGGUGGAGGGCAGCAAUGAUGAGGUGGAUAAGUUCCUGAAGGAAUUUCUACAUCUGGACCUGACAGCACCCAUGCCUGGCACCUCCCCUGAAGAGACGCGACAGCUGCUGCUGGAAGGGAGCCUGAGGAUGAAGGAGGGGAAAGAUAGCAAGAUGGACGUGUACUGCUUCCUGUUCACUGAUCUACUCUUGGUGACCAAGGCCGUGAAGAAAGCGGAGAGGACGAAGGUCAUCAGACCACCGCUCCUGGUGGACAAGAUCGUGUGCCGGGAGCUUCGGGACCCUGGUUCCUUCCUCCUCAUCUACCUGAAUGAAUUCCACAGUGCUGUGGGGGCCUACACGUUCCAGGCCAGCAGCCAGGCCUUGUGCCGGAGCUGGGUGGACACUCUUUACAAUGCACAGAACCAGCUACAACAGCUGCGCGCACAGCUGCUCUGUUCACAGGAGCAUCCGGGCAGCCAGCACCUCCAAAGCCUGGAAGAGGAGGAAGAUGAGCAGGAAGAGGAGGGCGAAGAAAGCGGUACCUCAGCUGCCAGCUCCCCCACCAUCCUUCGAAAGAGCAGCAACAGCCUGGACUCUGAGCACUGUGCCUCAGAUGGCUCCACUGAGACCCUGGCCAUGGUCGUGGUAGAGCCCGGGGAGACACUGUCUUCCCCCGAGUUUGACCGCGGUCCCUUCAGCUCCCAGUCGGACGAGGCCUCUCUCAGUAACACUACUUCAUCCAUCACUCCCACCAGUGAGCUGCUACCCCUGGGCCCCGUGGACGGCCGCUCCUGCUCCAUGGACUCUGCCUAUGGCACCCUGUCCCCCACUUCCCUUCAAGACUUUGCGGCUCCACACCCUGUGGUUGAGCCAGUACCCGUGCCUCAGACCCCCUCACCCCAACCCUCACCCCGCCUCCGCCGCCGCACUCCGGUUCAGCUGCUCCCUCGCCUGCCCCACCUGCUCAAGUCCAAAUCCGAGGCUAGCCUCCUACAGUUACUGUCAGGAACCACUACCAGCGUCUCGCCCCCGGCUCCCAGUCGCAGCCUCUCAGAACUGUGCCUGAUCACUAUGGCCCCUGGGGUUAGGACUCAGAGCUCCCUUCAGGAAGGUGGGCCUGGCUGGAAUUGUCCAGGGGCGUGUGGCCCCUGCCAGGGCCCUCCGUUGUCAGAGUCUGAGAACAGACCCAGCCACAUGGCUAGGGGACCAGCAGAUUCUGCCAGAAGGAAGUGCAGAGAGAUGCCUUGUGGGACUGUGCCCAGGGUGCAGCCUGAGCCUUCCCCAGGGAUCUCUGCUCAACACAGGAAGCUGACCCUGGCCCAGCUCUACCGUAUCAGGACCACCCUACUGCUUAACUCCACGCUUACUGCCUCGUGAGUGGCCCAGCUAGGGGAGGGACAGAUGGCUCUGAUGGCACAGAUAGCACUAAGUCUUGGUAAUGGGGUAGUGACAGCCAUGCCUUCAAGUAUCGGCCUUUGUCAGUUGAAUGGGGAAAAACUUUAGACUAACAUAGUACCAGGCGCGGCUACCUCUAGUAGGCCGUAGUUGGAGGGGAGAGGGGACCAUGGAAGAGGGUGGGUUAGCUAGAACCAUUUUACGAUUGCCACCAGCCAAGGAUGGACUUUUCUCCCCACCCCUUGCAGGGAGGUGUGAGCAGGAGACCCCUAAGGGUGCCACUGAUUAAGGGACAGCAGAGAGCGCUGCCUUCUGGGGAUACGGCACCUGCUUCACUGCUGCCUCGGAGUGUGUGGAGACCAAGGAGACCACCCCCCCAAGGGCACCACUGUCUGAGGACAUCAGAGAGCCCACCUCCCGGAGGUCACAGCACCCGUUUUGCUGCUCCGUGUGUGUGUG
Messenger RNA from Rattus rattus (black rat), 3687 nucleotides. RefSeq names its product pleckstrin homology and RhoGEF domain containing G5 (gene Plekhg5). The coding region runs from base 1 to 3210 and encodes 1069 amino acids. Gene Ontology annotation, biological process: endothelial cell migration; Rho protein signal transduction. Gene Ontology annotation, cellular component: endocytic vesicle; axon; plasma membrane. The transcript has 20 exons. The record is from RefSeq and is a predicted model, not a curated record. Gene Ontology annotation, molecular function: guanyl-nucleotide exchange factor activity. NCBI's taxonomy places the organism in Eukaryota, Metazoa, Chordata, Mammalia, Rodentia, Muridae.